AAUGACGUUGUUUUCUGUUUCAAAACAAAAAAUAAACUAAAAUUCAAAUAAAUCUGUAUGUGCACCAAACUGAGCAUUGACAUAAAUGGUAAUUAAGGACUGCCCUUUCGUAAAUAUGUUUUACAUAAUGUAUAAAGUGGGUUCCUGUAAGUCUCCAUUGGAGUGAAGCCAUAAAUAAGUGCCUAAAAUGUCAGGUUAUAUCGAAGAUUACGAAGUAUUAAAUGUAAUUGGGACCGGCUCUUUCGGUACAUGUUACAAAGUACGAAAGAAAUCCAAUGGCUGUUUAUAUGUAUGGAAGGCUGUUGGUUACAGUGGAUUGAGUGAAGAAAAGAAACAGCUUCUUGUCUCAGAAGUUAAUCUACUAAGUGAGCUGCAGCAUCCAAACAUUGUACAGUAUUUUGAUCGAGUUAUUCACAAAGAAACUGCUACACUUUAUAUUGUUAUGGAAUGGUGCAAAGGUGGAGAUCUUUCAACCCUGAUUAAUAAGUGCAAGAAAAGCAGCAGCUUCUUGGAUGAAGGGUUUAUAUGGCGCGUUCUGUAUCAAAUGUGCCGUGCUCUUCAGGCAUGUCAUUGGCAACUGUCUGUUACUGUAUUACACCGAGACAUCAAACCAGCAAAUGUGUUCUUGGACGGAGCAGGAAAUGUGAAAUUAGGGGAUUUUGGGCUUGCUCGUAUCUUGCAUGAUGAUACCAGCUUUGCUCAAACAUUGGUUGGGACACCUUAUUACAUGAGUCCAGAGGUUAUUAAAGGUGGCAAAUACAAUAACAAAUCUGACAUCUGGUCACUUGGCUGUCUUGUCUAUGAGUUAUGCUCACUGUCACCACCCUUCAUGGGGCAAAACAUCAAACAGCUUGCUCUAAGAAUCAAGGAACGCAAGUUCUCUCGAAUCCCUGCCCAUUAUUCAGAUGAUCUGCAAAAGAUUAUAUCACUUCUGCUUAGUACUGAUCAUAACUUCCGUCCUACCACUGAAAUGAUUCUGCAGCACCCUCUAGUGGUAACAAAUAUUGCUCAGGAAACUUUCAAAACUAUGUUUUCAAAACCUGAACAUAGUGGCAGUCAGAAGGAAAUAAAUGAAAUUCCCAAUGUUGUACAGAAUUUGCAUGAACUCCAUCUGUCAGAAUCAGGCACAACUGCAUUCCAAGGUGAAACUGAAAGCAAAAAUUGCAAGGAAAGUAGUGAAAAUGUUCAUGACAUAUGGUUGAAUAGAUUUCACAUCUUAAAGCAGAGAGAGGCAUCUCUGAGAUUAAAGGAACUUGCCAUUGGUGAAAGAGAAAGGACACUUGCCAAGAAAGAGAAACAGGUGACACUACUAGACAGAGUGACAAAAGAGAAAAUGACUCGAGCCGACAUAUAUUUACGACAGUGCAGGGAAGUUCGAUCCGUCACCAGUAGUGUCAAGAACUUACGGCAGCAGCAACGAUACAGUUCAGCCAAUGCAGAUUUAGAUACGUCUCUUAGCGCUGAUCCUGGUGACACAAGCGUACUCCCCACAUCAACAAAGUUGUAUCCAGAAUACAUCACAAAACCUUCACCGUUUGCAAGAGGUGGAUCUGAGAGACGUGUCCACUUUGGCACGCUGCCAAUUACAAAACCAAAAGCAAAAUGUAGCAGUCUCCAACUUGCUACCAAUGUCCCUCAGUUUAUCCAUCCACCUGGAGACUUGCCAAGCGCUCUUAGAGUCAGUACCAAAGUGCUGGGUGACAUACCAGAACAUGUACCAUCAAAGCUUUCUGAAGUACAUGACUCAAAGGAAAAGCUGCAGAAAAAAAGGGUUAAAAGUUCCUUUCAUGACCUACAAAGGGCAGAAAUGGAUAACUUGCAAAACAAUGUUCUGACUGUUUUGAAUUCCAACAAGUACGUUAGCAGAAGCAGCAACACAAUUGUAAGACCCCCACCACGCACUACUUCUUGGUUGGAGGAUCGAACACUUUGGCUUGAGAACAAACGACAUUCCUACGUUCUUGGAAGUUUGAGAGCACCCAGAAGUACAAAAAAGGAAAAUGCACAACCUCAAGAACAAAGAGUUACAAGAUGUGUGGGCUUGUCUGCAGCUACGGUAUCAUCUGCACCUAGAAGUGCAGUAGCUUUAUAUUCAAGCUUCAGAUAGAUUAAAAGUAUUAUUAUGUAUAUUUUGCUAAGUUGCAUUUGUGUUCACAACACAAUUAUUACAUUUAUUGGAACCAUCUGGUGGUAGUUCUUAUGAUUAACACAACUAACAUAUUAGCAUCUUAAAAUUUAAGAUUCCAUUUUAUAUGAGUAAGCUCACAUAAUCACUAAUUAGGAAUGUAUUGACAGAUGACUGUCCACAAAAUUUUUGGCAUGUACUGCAUUCCAUUACAUAAUUCAUAUUUUCCUCGGGAUUUCAAUGACUUGGGUACAUGAUUUACGUGAAGGUUUAAUUUUGUUUCUAAUGAAACUGAUAUUGUUCAUAUUUUUCAAUGAAUGACAGUACAAAAUAAAUGUCUAAAAGACUAAUUAAGUUUUGUUUUGAAUGUGCACGCCACAAACCAGUACAAAUGUUAUCAUACAAAGGACAGUAUUUAUGAGGAACUAAGAGUAUGCAUCUGAUCAUUUGUACUGCAUUAAAAUGUCAUAUCAACAGAUCACCUCUGAUUUUCAUUGAGUCUUCCAGAAGCAAUUAAUGGUUUCAAGUAUACAUAAAUUGCACUAUGAAAUGUAAACAUAGAAUAUGUUUUUUGACAAUAAUGUGAGUGUUAAAAUAC
This is a messenger RNA of Zootermopsis nevadensis, 2723 nucleotides long. It is a transcript of the gene Nek2, whose product is annotated as serine/threonine-protein kinase Nek2. Lineage: Eukaryota; Metazoa; Arthropoda; Insecta; Blattodea; Termopsidae. Gene Ontology annotation, biological process: protein phosphorylation. The record is from RefSeq and is a predicted model, not a curated record. Gene Ontology annotation, molecular function: protein kinase activity; ATP binding.